CUUAAAAUCACCACCCUGCACAGCAUUUAACUGCAGAUGGAUACGGCAGGCUGGAGAAUGAAAUAUGGGAAUAAGUGGCUGGCUGGGUACAGACUGAAGAAUGUUGCUGCAAUAUAGAGCAGAAACCAUGCUGAGGCUCUCACCUGCCCUGACUAACCUGCUGGUGCACUGAAGGAAAACAAUGAAAAGGCAGAUACUGCUCUAGCCGGCCAGUCAGCCAUGCACCAAGUGCCCUGGGAGAGGCCACAAGGACAGGAUUUGGAGCCUUCUUCCAGAGCACCAUCACAGGCUCGCAUUUACCUGGAACAGAUCCAAAAACGUGUAACUCUGAUUGGACAAGACAGGGUCAGCUCAGGGAAAAUACAAACUGGAAAACGGGAUUACCUGGUGGAUGCAGCCAAACAAAUCCGCCAAGCUCUGGACAAAGAGGUGAACGAGGAUUAUGAAGCAGCCUUCAACUUUUAUAAGAAUGGAGUCGAUCUGCUGCUGAAAGGAAUACAAGUUGACUCCAACGGCGAAAGAAGAGAAGCAGUAAAACGCAAGAUCACGCAGUACUUGAAGCGGGCGGAAGACAUCUUUAAUUGUCACCUACAGAAGGGUAUAGGGAGUUCGGCAUGCCAGUCAGAGGGUUUCAGCAGCUUUCGAUUUCGACCUAUCAGGAUCCUCAGCUCUCCUGUAGAGUAUUUAAAAUCAUGCAAGGUGGUUGGCGUGAUUGACAAGGUGCUUCUUGCCCAAGAUCCAUCAUUGGGAGAGACGUUUAUAGUCAAAAGCCUCUGCAAAUCAAAUGUGGAGACACGGAACCAGCAGACCAUCAUUCCUCAGGGAGUGCCAUACAUGGUGCGGUUGCUGCGGUAUUAUGUUAGCGAAGAUGCCAUCUUCCUUCAUCUGGAGUAUGUCCCAGGAGGAAAGCUUUGGCCUCUGCUACGAAAAUGCCACUCACUGAGAGUUAAGGAUUACCCAGAAUGCUCCAGUUUUCAUUGCAGGAACACACAGCUGAAGACCAGUUACACCAGCCCCUCCCUACAGCUGCUUGGAGAGGAACAAGAGAAGUCCCACGGCUGCAGGAAUGAGACGAGCAUUGCAAACUCUAACUUCCCUGCCUGUACACAUUCCAGCCACUCAGUUGACCAGGUAUACAGAACUGCUGCAGACCAAAUAAAGCCUCACAACAGCAGCAGCAACCAGUCUUUUUCUCAGGACAAUGUUACUUGCCCAUCAGGCAGUGAAUGUAGCACAUUCUGCAGUGACACAAGUACCUCAUUUGUAACCAGCUUAGAUGGCAUUGUCUGUGGUGACAAGGGCUACUGUCAUACAUUAGCUGUAUCUGCCAAUGAAGGUUUAAGGCAGGAUAGCCAUUUGAGAACAGGAUGUACAAGUGCUCCAGAAAAUAAGAGGAGCUUGAGUUCACAUGUUUUUUUGUCUGCCAGUAAAUGCAGUGAUGUAUUUAAGCAGCAGCCUAGUUUGUGGGACCAUGGCAACCAAGAUGGAUCAGUUGGCCCAAGCAAGAUGCUAAUGGAACACAAUAGAUGUGAAAAAUCACUGGACAUGGUCACAGCCCCUAUAGGUUAUAAUAACUUAAGAGAUGAUUAUGAAAUCACUGUUAACCCACUUGAAGCAAUGCAUAAUAUUCAAACCAGGAAGGACUUUGGGAAGUCAGACUUGAUUCUGAGUAGUGGAUCUUGCAGUAUGGCAAGGAAUACUACAGACAGUGCCUCAGGAAUAGAGCAAUCAGACCUUAGGACACCAGCAGUAAGUGACCUUAGCCACACAGGCCAGCCAUGUUGCAUUACUCAUCUACAGCCGACUUACCAGGCACAGAGUAAACUGAAUACUGGUGCUGGGGGUCCCCACAGCUCUUUACAUAAAGAAACAUCAGUGGUUGUCCAAAGCAAGAACAAGAAUCAUUGUCCAGACAAUGGGGACUCCCUAAUCUCUUCAAACUCUGACAAGGUAUUGGGCUCACCUGAGGACAACAUGCACAUUGAAGUUGAUGGCUGGUGUAUGGUGUCCUCAUCUCGACCUCAAAAGAAUGAAAAAGGACGUCUUGUUCCAGGAGGAUUCACAGAGGAUCAGAUUUGUUACUGGGCUGCAGAAAUGGUCCUAGCAUUGGAAAGCCUUCACCAGCAAGGCAUUAUAUGCCGAGAUUUGAACCCAAGAAACAUUCUACUGGAUAGUACAGGACACGUGUGCCUGACGUACUUUGGCCAGUGGGGGGACAUUGAACCUCACUGCAGUUCCAGAGCAGUGGAAGACCUUUUCUGUGCCCCAGAACUCAGCGGAAUUUGCGAGGUAACAGAGGCUUGUGACUGGUGGAGCCUUGGAGCCAUAUUAUAUGAGUUGCUCACUGGUGUGCCACUGUCUCACAGCUACCCAUCUGGAAUCAACUCAUCAACUCCACUCCGCAUCCCGGAUAAUCUCAGCAUGGCAGCUACUUCUCUACUUACUGAGCUUUUGCAGUAUGAUGCUACAUAUCGGCUGGGCACUGGUGUGGAUGGAGCCAAUGAAAUCAAGGCUCAUCCCUUCUUCAGUUCUGUGCAGUGGGGUAACCUGACUACAUAGAGAACAGAGGAAGAUGAGACAGCCACGUCAUCUGUUUACCUGCAGAAAAGCACUAAAGAUGGGACAGUGAAAAGACUUUAAAAUGAUUUUGAUUUGCUGCCUUUUCAAAUUGCACUCUACAGACUGAAACGUGUAAGAAAUGUAAGGUGAAGAAAUAAGCUGAAUGCUACAAGGAGGAAACAAUAAGACACUGGAACUUUAGGUUAAAAUUUUAAAUAAUGCAGCUAACACAAACAAUGUGUGGAGUGCAACCAUCAUCUGUUAAAGAGAAAGGAGGUCUUGGAGCAAAUAAGAUUUGAGAAAAGUAGCCACAUAGCCCCCAAAUGCAGUACAGAUCGGCAGGUGCUAAAUGUGAUGUAAACAGCAGGUAAUAGCCAUUUUAAAUUACCUUUAUGAAAGUAGGACUAUUACCUGUCAAAACUGAGAUGCCCUGAUCUUUCCUUGAUAAAACCUGCCCAGCUUGGGAAAGAAAGGAUUCCUGUCUAUGCAUUAUGGAGUCUAUUUCCUUGCAUUUUAUAUACAACAUUAUGUUGACCCCCUUCAUUUAUUGCUCUGCAGUAGAAUUUAAAGAUUUAUAUAGAUAACAGGAAGAUAUACCCCAUGUAUGUAAAGAAGUAAAUAAACAAAGCUGUAUCUGAAAACGUUAAUGCUGUGAGUCUAUCCAGUCAGAAAAGGUUGCUAUAGCUGUUUAAGGGAAACCUUAACAGCAUUCCAUUUUCCAAGAAUGUGUUUUCUUCUCUACAAAGUGAUCCUUACCUUUGUUGUACAUAAAAAAAAGCAUGACUUAGUUGUUUCUUCCCUUCUGUUGCAUUUUCACUCUAAUCUUUAUAGAAUCUCAUCGAUCACAUUUUAACAUUUUUGGCCACUGAAAAUCCCACACAUAACAAAUUAUACCCUUUUAAUUCUUGGUUUUACCUACCCGUAGUGGUCAUAAACCUACUGAAUCUGUUGGAAUUAGCAGCUCUUUUAUUGUGUACUGCCAUUUAUGGUUGCUUUCUUUCCUUCCCCAGGGCCCUAAGCCUACUGAGGCCUUGGGAAUUUCACAGCUGUUUUAUGAUGGAGUUUGUUAAUGAAGAAAGCUGAAGGCAAUCUGAAAAACAGACUGAUCUAAGAAACUAAGUGAUUCCCCUAUUUGCAAAAAGUAUAAUUUAAUAGCAAUUUUGCAACAACAAAAAGGCAGUGCUCAUUGCAGUGUGUUUAAAACAUGACAAAGAACCCAAAUCAGAGUUCCACUGGAAGAAAGUUUCAGACAUUUUGUACUGAGAUUCUUAAAAAUAACCGUGAUCCUGAAUUAUGAUAUUCUAAGUAAAUGCAAACACAAUUUGUCACAGGAAAGUAGAGUGAGAUAUCUUAUUCUAAAAACUGGGACUGCAUUGUGGGAAAAAAGAAGCACUGAAAACAAAAUCACAUCUGCACGUCUGCCUCUUCGAAGGCAGUUUGAGGUAAAACAAAGUAAAAAUUAGUGAUGACUAGCUGAUGUACUACAGAAACAUUAGUAUCAUAGCCAGCCUUAGGCAUAGACCAACUUGGCAGCCACCUAGGGCGCCGCUCUAGUAGGGGCACUUUUCCACUAUUUAUUUGGUGUAGGUAGACCAGGAUGGGAGGGGGGGGGGGUGCCGUGGAGCCCUUUUGCCUAGGGCACCAGUUGACCUAAGGCCACUCCUGAUUAGUAUGACAUAUAUGCUUUUUUCAGUUUCUGGCCAAAGUGGUCUUUUAAGUAGUGACAAUGGUCUAUUCUGUGUGAACAUUUAUCAUUAAAGGUUUUAGAUAUGGACCUUGGAAAACUCUGUGCAUAUAACCUCACAAAAUAUACCAGCAUGGGAAACAGAUCACUGCUAAAUCAUGUUCCUAAAGAACAUAUAGGAAAGUGGAAGUUCUAAGGUUUCACACAUAAAAAAAUACAGACCAAUGUUUUCUAAAUUGUUUAAUGAAGCAAUAUGUCUCAGUUACUGCAGGUCGGCUAACAGUCUGUUUUCACAUUAAUGGAACAGACUGUAUUACUUGAUUUUAAGCCUCUGUUUUUGCCAUGCUUUAAGUGAUGUUGUACAAAGUGUGUCUCCUGACAUUUGUACUACAGCUGUUUUGCUUAAAGAUGACUGGAUUACAUCUGAUCAGUGUCUGUAUCUAGCACACCUACAGAUUUACUGCUUUAGUUCUGACUGGUGUAAUAGUGCCUGACUGAAAUGGGGGCAGUAAAUAUGUGAAUAAAUAAGUCAACAUGUUGCCUCGUGUUCACAUAAGAAUAUGUAGUCACACUGCAUGGUAUAAUGACCCCUGCCAUGUCUGGGGACUUGUAAGCACAAACCAGAGCUCUUCAUUAUAUGCAAGAAGCUAGAAGGAAUCCCCACUCAUUGACAGGAAUUUAACACUGAAGUCUAAAGGAGCAUGCUUUUGAAACGCCAUACCAAUAAGCAUGUUUUUUCUAGGUAUACAAAUAAAACCCACAGACCAGGUCAGAUUCUUACAGGCAGACUGUCCUGUAUUGAAGGGGCAACUUGGUUACACAUACAGCAGUAUCUUCUGCAAAGGCCACCUACUUAUCUAACAGUAGAAUAUGGUUCUAGAUAAAUAGUGCUCCCACUAGAUCUUCAACAUUCCAAAGGGGUGAAUUAAUGUACCAGGGAACCAGGAAAAAAUGAGUACACUGAUGAAAUCCAUGUCCCAUGCUGGAAAUCUUUUACUGGAACUGCCAUUUCACUUCUCUCCUGAUAACUGUGUCUCUUAAAAAGGUAUAGUUUGCACAAAGGGAGAAAAAACAGAACUAAAUCACGUAACCGCAGUAGCAGCAACAGCAGUUGCAAGAAUGUGUGUGUGUGUGUGUGUGUGUGUGUGUGUGUGUGUGUGUGUGUGUGUGUGUGUGUGUG
Molecule: messenger RNA, 5423 nt
Organism: Protopterus annectens (West African lungfish)
Lineage: Eukaryota; Metazoa; Chordata; Ceratodontiformes; Protopteridae
Gene: RPS6KL1
Product: ribosomal protein S6 kinase like 1
Exons: 12
Coding region: 220-2559 (779 amino acids)
Biological process (GO): protein phosphorylation
Molecular function (GO): protein kinase activity; ATP binding
Source: RefSeq, a predicted model, not a curated record